AUGCUUCCCCGUCGGCCGUAUCGUGGAUCAGUCCGCAAACUGGUCCUUGCCUUCGACGUAGGCACUACAUACAGUGCGAUUUCCUACUGUAUACUUGAUCCUGGAGAAGUUCCAAGGAUCGAGCCUGUCACCAGAUAUCCAGCCCAAGAGCACAGCGGAGGGAACUCGAAAAUACCCUCUAUACUCUACUAUGAUUCAAAUGGAAUCGAGGAUAUUAUCGAAAGGGCUGAGGAAGAAGGAUGGAUAAAGCUUGAAUGGUUUGUGUGGAAAUUGCACCUUCGGGCCAGAAAUUUGACCGCCAACCAUAUCACCGACAAUGACAUCCCACCACUUCCACGAGGUAAAAAUGCCGUCGAGGUUUAUGGCGACUUCAUGCAAUACCUCUUUUGUUGUGCACGCAGCUAUAUCGAGGAGACUCAUCCAAGUGGAUCUAAUCUUUGGCGGUCACUCGAAAAUCGUAUCGAAUUUGUCCUUACACAUCCAAACGGCUGGGAGGGCCCGCAGCAGAAACAGAUCAGGCUAGCCGCCGUCCUUGGCGGUCUAAUUCCCAACACAGAAGACGGCAUGGCACGUGUCCAUUUGCUGACUGAAGGAGAAGCGAGUUUGCAUUACUGUGUCGCUACUAUCCUGGCCUCAGAUGCAUUGUCGAAGACACCAAUGCUUGCAUCUGAAGAUGGCGAAGACGAUCACAGCUCGCCGGGCCAAGGUGUUGUCGUUAUCGAUGCAGGUGGAGGGACACUCGAUCUUAGCGCCUACUCGAUGACUUUAUCCCCGACGCUGAUCGAAGAGAUUGCUGCAGCCGAAUGUCGACUCCAGGGUUCUGUAUUCGUGACUCGUCGUGCUCACGGUCUUCUUCAAGAAAAAUUAUCCAGCAGUCGUUUCGGCACACCGGAUGUAGUCCAACAAAUGACAGACAUCUUCGACAACACCACCAAACUUAGAUUCCGCAACCCGGAAGACUCAUCCUACAUCAAGUUCGGUGCCGUCCGCGACAAAGAUCCUCAGCACGAUAUUCGCAACGGUCAGCUUAAAUUGAGUGGACAAGACGUAGCAAAACUCUCUGAACCCUCCAUCAGCGGUAUCAUUGAAGCUUUCGAAACUCAAAGAAAGGCUGCGGGCACUCCGAUCACAUUUGUAUUUUUCGUUGGAGGCUUUGCUGCGAGCGACUGGAUGUUCGCCAAGUUGCAAGCGUACUUCCAGUCGCUUGGUAUUAGCUUCAGUCGACCAGACAACCAUUGCAAUAAAGCUGCUGCAGACGGCGCUGUGUCACAUUUCAUUGAUCAUCUUGUAUCGUUCCGUGUGUCCCGUUUCACAUACGGCACCGAAUGCAGCGUUCCAUUCAACCCAUUCGAUAUAGAGCAUCGCGCCAGGCAAAAGGAUGUUUUCCGAAGCACCUCGGGAAUUCCUGCCCUGCCUCGUGCAUUUUCAUCCAUACUGACCAAGGGAACACGGGUCUCUGAGCAGCAAGAGUUCAGUGAGACAUUCGUAAUCCGACGGUAUAAUCAAGCCGUAUGUAACCGAGUCGAAGUCGACAUCAUGGCGUACAGGGGCCUCCUCCCCACACCGGAAUGGAUGGAUAUAGAGCGAAGUUCAUUCUCGGUGGUGUGCACCGUCCGCGCAGACACAUCAAAAAUUGCUGAGAAACUCGCACCCAAGCGCUCCAUCGAAGGUUCCACGUAUUAUGCCAUGGAGAUCAAAGUCAUUCUUCUCCCCGGGUCGACAGAAUUGAAGGCUGCGAUCAGCUGGGAAGAGGGAGGAGAGGAAAUACGAAUUCCAGCAGAAGUUGUUUUUCGAUGAUGAGCAGGAAGAAGCCUAGUCGUUCUGUAGAGCCACCUCACUCACGUACUAUGCGGUGAGUCCGCAGCGUCCUAUGGCUUCUCGAGGUUGUAAUUUUUCUUACCGGUGGCAGCACCAUAUCGGACUUGCAUACGAACUUUGAACAUCUCGACUGGAUGACAGAGUGUUGAAGUGAUCGAGUUGCGAAAGCGAAUGGUGCAACAAACCUGGACCGUAAAGCGCACCUUUGUAUCUCCUAUUGCGAGAAAUAACAACAAGGCGUUCGCCUAAUCUCUUUCUCGCUCAUAUUCUUAUUAACAACACACAGUUUUAUCGUUGUGUCCCAUGAACCAGUGACCAGCACUGUUCCAUCAGGAGAAAAAUCCAGCGAGGUGAUAUAAGUGAGCGAUUCCCCAGUUUCU
This is a messenger RNA of Suillus subaureus, 2198 nucleotides long. RefSeq lists its product as uncharacterized. The record is from RefSeq and is a predicted model, not a curated record. Lineage: Eukaryota; Fungi; Basidiomycota; Agaricomycetes; Boletales; Suillaceae. Bases 1 to 1797 code for a protein of 598 amino acids. The transcript is spliced from 14 exons.